AUGUCUUUUCCGUGGUUCAAUAUUCACGAGUUCGACGAGCCAUCAACAUCGCUGGAUGCCCUCCUUCAGUCGCUUCGGUUGUGGAAUCGUGCCUUAGACACCUUAUCUCGUCUCCACCCCAGUCGGAAGCCAGACACAGGCGAUGACAACCCAUUUGAGGUCAAGGACGAUGGUGGCAAGCAAGACCAGUCAGCCGGCGAGCAAUCAAUCCCGCACAAAAUCUUUCAGCCUAGGGCAUUCAUGGAGAGCAUUGAGUGGCGCAUCGCGGAAGGUCUUCUUGAGACGCUCUUUGCACUGGCACAUGCAUACUGCGCUAGAGGAUCUCCCCGAGAGGCCGAGUACUUCGUUCGGCAAGCCUGCGACUUCGCGGAAUCACUGAAUGCUCUGGCUACUGUUAGUCGUGCUCUGGCCCGAAGCGGAGAAAUGCUCUUGCAGCUCGGACACCUAGAAGAGGGCUUUGCAACACUUAUGCGAGCGACGAAUUUGCUCACGGAUGUAGCUGGCCCCGAUGCAGCAGAUCUCGUCCGUCUGCGUGGCGAAUACAACCAACGAAGUCGCAAUUUCGAAGACGCCCAGGUACUCUAUGAGAAGGCUAUAGUAAUGCUGGAUGAAUUGGACAAGACCUUUUCUACUCUCGAUGGGAUGGCCAUCAGUGGAAGGAGGUCAUCUGGAAGCCACCCGCGACUGUCGACUUCACAAGGUUCUUCAGAUGCGUUGUUACCCACCAUUCUUGCGGCAGUUCUACGACAACAUGUGUCAUUGCUCCAUGACGCGGGAGGAGAAUAUAAAGCGCUGUUAGAGCGUUUUACUUCAUUGCCAUUGAGCGCAGAGACUAAGGCAGAGAAAAGCGUUCUUAUGGCCAAGCUCACGCUCGACGAUGCAUAUGCGCAAUUUCGUGGUGAUAUGUUCUUGGGUUCCUUGGCUGAGUCCGUAAUCACCAUUCCGAUGGGAAUAUCGAGUCGACGUCAACCGGUCUUAUCAUCCACUGCUCGUGACAUCCUGAACCUGUUAUACGCCACCGAAGAUUCGCUGCAAGCUGAUAUGUCAGCUAUCGCAGUCAGAGGCAGUGUACCGCAUGUCCGAGAUACGUCCUUGGCUUUGGCGAUGAUUCGGGCAUUACGCAGCUCUCUUGGCGACAAAGAUUCAUCAAGCGCUUCGGUCAUUGCUCAUCUAUUUGACACUGCUAGUUCGAUCGCCCUUCGACGCGAAAUGCUCGAAGCAAUCAAAUAUAAAUUUUCCGACCCCGUAGCAUUUGACGAUCUGCAGUGGCCUACGAUGGCGUCUAAUGGGUCGCCAAUCCCUCACCAACUGAGUCGUCGACGUCUAAGGUUCGAUGCAUCUGAUGCCUUGGAUGACGAGUCAGAAGCGCUCUUAAUGUCACCGCAGCUCAAGGAGUAUUGGAAUGUCGUGAGACGAAGAUACCAGUCUCGACCCUUCGCUGGUAGCGAUGUAUCCUCGAGCUGUAAUGAUCUCCCAUUGCAUUGGACGAUUGUGAACAUCAAUGUCACUGAAGACAAGAGUUACAUAUUUGUUAGCCGGCAGAGGGCUGGCCAGCAAUCUAUGGUAUUUUGUUUGCCAUUGAAAGAGCGCAGGGACACUGAAGACAAUGAGCAUCUUUCGUUCCACGACGCCAUGACGGAGCUCGAAGAGAUCCUUCAUCUCAAUGACGAAGGAACUAGGCAAGCAGCCAGCGUCCAAAAAAAUAGCAAAUCCGCUCGUGCGACUUGGUGGGCUGGCCGCUCUGCACUUGAUGCAAGGCUGCGGGACUUGCUCCAGAACAUCGAGUUUUGUUGGUUUGGCGCAUUCAAGGCGAUCCUUAGUGCUCCGCAUGAGUAUGCUUCAACGGUUUUUUUGGCGCUACGAACGCGUAUUGAAAGCAUUUUCGCCGCGAGUUUGAUGAUGCGCGAUCAAAAGCGGGUACUUCAAGUCACUCUGGAUGAUGCACUGAUGGAAUGUUUUUCGGCACUUCCACCUGAUUGUCGCGACGAAGAAAUUGAGGACCUGGUCUAUUUCGUCUUGGAUCUGUACCAAUUCCACGGGAUCCCUGUGGCCAUCGCCGAAGUUGACGUUGAUCAGCUUGUGAUAGAUAUCAGAGACGUACUGAAGGAACAUGCGACGAAGAUCAAGGACAAGGUGACUACAGUGGACAAUAGCCACACCUUCCUCAUUCUAGACAAGAACGUCCAAGGCAUCCCCUGGGAAUCAAUCCCGGUCCUGAGAGGUCAAAGUAUCAGCCGAGUGCCCAAUAUGGACUUCCUCCUUGACAGGAUUGAGCUUGCUCGUCGACAACCACGAUCCAACGAUGCACAGAUACACAGCAACCAAGUCAAUACAGCUUCCCAGUCUCUCGUCGAUAGGAUCGUCCUAGACCCAGGGAAGACGUAUUAUCUACUGAACCCGAGCGGAGACCUGAAGAGCACGGAAGAUCGCUUUGCGAGCUGGCUGAAAAGUAUGCGGUCUGUAGGCUGGGACGGUGUCAUUGGCCGCCAACCCAGCGAGCAAGAACUCGUUGAUGCUUUGUCCCAGAACGACCUCGUCGUAUACUUCGGCCAUGGAGGGGCCGAACAAUAUAUUCGUUCGUCCAAGAUACGGCAUCUGUCACGGUGUGCAGCAACAAUGCUGUGGGGCUGCUCGUCUGGAGCACUGAAGCAUAUGGGCGACUUUGACCGCGUGGGGACACCAUAUAACUAUAUGUUGGCUGGAUGUCCGACUCUAGUAGCCAAUCUCUGGGACGUCACGGACAGAGAUAUCGAUAAAUUCUCGCAAGUCGUCUUUGAUGACUUACAGCUGACGCCGGUUGGUGUAUCUAGAGCGCAGGAGCGCAGCGACCAAGCAUGUUCCGUUGUUACCGCUGUCGCCAAGGCAAGAGAGCAUUGCAAGCUCAAGUAUCUCACUGGUGCUGCGCCAGUCGUGUAUGGUAUUCCGUUCUACUUGUAG
Molecule: messenger RNA, 2937 nt
Organism: Fibroporia radiculosa
Lineage: Eukaryota; Fungi; Basidiomycota; Agaricomycetes; Polyporales; Fibroporiaceae
Exons: 10
Coding region: 1-2937 (978 amino acids)
Biological process (GO): proteolysis; meiotic chromosome separation
Cellular component (GO): centrosome; nucleus; mitotic spindle
Molecular function (GO): cysteine-type endopeptidase activity; protein binding
Source: RefSeq, a predicted model, not a curated record